GGGAAAGGAAGCUUCCUAUCGUUUCAUUUACGGCGGUGGAUGGGGCAGCAGGGCGAUCACCCAUCUGACCAUAUUUCCACAGAAUCUGAUGUCCAAAUCUUGAAGCUACUUGCCUGCAACUUUGUCAACAAGGACAAACAAAUUGUCUUGGGAGGAACGUUUGAAGGAAAUGAUAUGCACGCCGAAGACCGUGGCUCGUCGAAAUUUAUACCGAUUGACCGCCUCCAAGCAGAUGGCUUUGUCGUCGCCGACACUCUCAUCGUUGGCGCGGGCAUUUCGAGAGCACAAUGGAGUUCGCUGGGCGCAAGUGUCGAUGAGAAUUGCAUGAUCGAGUUGCCCGUGAUUGAUGCUGGGAUGUCCAAUUGCUCGCGCUUCUUCAACAAGCAGGCAAUGAGUGACGUAGAAGUAAUCGCCUCGACGGGAGAGCGUUUCUAUGGGCAUCGAAUUGUGCUGGCACAGCAAAGUAGGCCCUUCUGUGCACUAUUUGAGAAAGCAGAAGGCCAAGAAGGGAACCGACAGGUGCAGCUUCUAGAAGCGAACGGCACAGUGCUUGGCGCAUUUCUGAAGUAUUUGUACGGCUGCUCAGCGCAAGUGGACGUCAAGAAUAUUGUUGGCCUGUGCACGCUUGCAGAGCGGUUUGAAGUCGACAAGCUGCAUGCCAUUUGCUUGUCGGAGAUCAGACGGUAUUUUGAAAUACCCAAGGUCACAUUCAAGGACACUUGUGAAUUUGUGAAUCUGGGCCUGGAGGACAUUCACAGAAUGGUGUCAUCUCAACUACGGCCGAUCUCGGAAAAAGUUCUGAUUGAUGCUAUCCUGAAAUGGGCUGGUCAGGUUCCCGAGCGGCUACUGCAUUUAGAAUCUCUCAUGCUGAAUGUCACUUUCCAUGCUCUGUCUGCAAAAGAAAUGAUUGAGGUCCGGCGGCUACCCGUAGUGUCGCAGAGUACGGCGUUAAUGAAUCUUCUUCUGGAUGCGUACGAGGCACUAUGGGCUUCGCAUUGUGGUGUCGUAGACUUGCUGAACGCGUCGUUGGUACACGAUGGUGAUGUCGGGGGAAACGCCCGAGGCCAGCAGGCGAGUCUGCCUAUGCCUGUGCUGGAUGGCCCGGUGUUGGACGAACGAGGAGCGGGUGCGCUUCGGACAUGAAUACUUUUAGGACAAAAAUUUUGGCUGUGGAUUGAACUUUGGUUCUCGCCCAGAAAGAUAUGGAUGAACGCAUGCAAUGCGCAAUGCAUUCCUCUGUUGACAGAGACUCGACAGUAGUCGAUAAUACCCAUCCGAUCCGUCUGCAACACAUUUGCGGGCUCGAAAAUAGGCCGUCGGAUCGAUGGGGGAUUAAAUCCUCGAAUCUGAUCUGAGGGAGUUUCUGGUCAUCUCUCUCUCUCUCUCUCUCUCUCUCUUGGCUUCCUGCCAGGCUGUGGUAAUCGUCUUGGUGUUGCGGAAAGGUAACCUUUUUAUUCUUCUUAUUCAUGUUUUUUUUUUUUGCGUACAGUCGACUCAUUUCCGCUCUUUUGUUUUUUUUCCCUUCGUGAAGUUCGUGUUGACUGUGUCCGAUUCAGUCUGAAUGGGUGACACAGCGGUCAGCUGGGCUGCAUUCGUCCCGCUCUUCUGUAAUUGCAAUUUUAGGUAAUGUCUGAAUAAAUGUCUGAACGAAGUACUAUCGACCAGAUGGUACAACUCUCAAGCUGUUAGAUAAUGUAUCCAUACUAUUCCAUAGAUUAGCGUAGGUCUGAAUAAAGUACUAUAGUCUAUAGUCUAUAGUAUAGACCAGAUGGUACAACCCUCAAGCUGUUAGGUAACGGAUGGGGAUCUCAUCUAACAGUUGAGAUUGUGUGUGGCGAUUUGCUCGUCUUAGGCUUGAGGGCUUUUUUGUGGUUUGCAUUUAUUUUUAGUGAGGGGGUCACUUUGAACUUACAAGGGCGUUGCCGUUGAUUUAUUUUUUUGUCAGGGUCAUUUACAAGGUUGCUUAAGGGGCCCUAUUUUUCCUGAGUGCCCUCUAAGAGUCUA
Molecule: messenger RNA, 2004 nt
Organism: Chara braunii
Lineage: Eukaryota; Viridiplantae; Streptophyta; Charophyceae; Charales; Characeae
Source: the annotation of a GenBank genome assembly